AUGGCCUGCGUUGCAGCUCAGGAGUACAAGUUGGCCAACACUGCCGCCAUGAACAUCAUCGUCCACCCCGACGAGCUUGAGGGACUCAUCAAGCACUACGAAUCCUUGGGAGUCACCAACGAAAUGAUUGCCGUCCUGGAGGCCGGAGUCAGUCUCGAGCGUGCCCACAUCGGUAUCUUCACCGAACUGGCCAUCCUCUACGCCAAGCACAGGCCCGAGAAACUGAUGGAGCACUGCAAGACCUACAUGCAAAAGCUUAACACCACCAAGUUGCUCCGCGCUUGUCAAAAGUUCAUGCUCUGGAAGGAGGCAGUCUACCUCUACUCUCACUACAACGAGUUCGACCAGGCAGUGACAAUCAUGAUGGAGCACUCCCCCAUCGCCUUCAACCACGAGACCUACCUGCAGCUCAUCACCAAGGUCAGCAACAACGACCUCUACUACAAGUCCAUCAACUUCUACCUCGAGGAGCAGCCUCUCCAGAUCAACGAGCUCCUCAAGGCCCUCGCCAACAAGAUCGACCUCGUCAAGUGCACAUCCUCCAUCCGCAGGCUCGGCAUCGUGCAGCUCUGCGAGCCGUUCCUCAAGAUCGUCCAGCAGACCAACACCAAGGAGAUCAAUGAAGCCCUCAAUGAGCUUUACCUUGACAUCGAGGAUUAUGAAUCUCUGCGCGAGUCCAUUGAGAAAUACCCCAACAUCGACUCCUACAAUCUCGCCAAGGCCACUGAGAGCCACCACUUGUUGGAGUUCCGCCGUAUCGCUGCCUAUCUCUACCGCAAGAAUGGCAAGUUCGAGCAGAGUAUCAACCUUUCCAAGAAGGACGAGAUCUACAGAGAUGCCAUUGAGACUGCCCAGGAGGCUGAUAAUACCAAGAUCGUUGAGGAAUUGCUUAAGUUCUUCGUGGAACGCAAUGAAAAGGAGUUCUUCGCUGCCACCCUCUAUACUUGCUAUGAGUAUGUUAAGCCUGACCUCGCUUUGGAGUAUGCUUGGCGUUUCAACAUGUACGAGUACGUGAUGCCCUUCAUCAUCCAAAUGGUCUCCGAGCAGCGCACCCGCGAAAACGAAAUCAAGAAGGAGCAGACGAAGGAGAAGGACAAAGUCACCACCACUACUCUCGACUUCGUUUCCCACGAUCUCGAGCUCAUGAUGCCCGGAUCCCAGCUGAUGAUCACUGGCGGCGCCAACAACUACGGUUCAGUCGGCGGAAUGCCACCAAUGGGCGGAAUCCCACCGAUGGGAGGAAUCCCACCGCAGAUGGGAGGCUUGGGAGGCAUGCCACCCAUGCCCCCCAUGGGAGGAAUGCCACCGAUGGGCGGAAGCAUGAUGGGCGGAUUCGGACAGACCUCGCCCUAUGGAUCCAACAGACAGUUCUGA
Molecule: messenger RNA, 1374 nt
Organism: Nymphaea colorata (pocket water lily)
Lineage: Eukaryota; Viridiplantae; Streptophyta; Magnoliopsida; Nymphaeales; Nymphaeaceae
Product: clathrin heavy chain 2
Exons: 1
Coding region: 1-1374 (457 amino acids)
Biological process (GO): intracellular protein transport; receptor-mediated endocytosis
Cellular component (GO): clathrin complex
Molecular function (GO): clathrin light chain binding
Source: RefSeq, a predicted model, not a curated record